UUGAUAGCAGUACAGGUAAACAGAACUAGGUCACAGCUGUGGGACAUGGGUGGACCGGCAUUGCAGUGGACAUAUACAUAAGUCAUUCUACAGGUACUUUUCAAUAAACUCUGUACAUAUUUGCAUUGCUGUACAUGGAGACCUAGAGAGCAGCUUAAUACUUGGCAAUCUGUCAUAUUGUUGUAACAACUUGUCAGAAAGACGUAUACUGUGUAUGACAAAAUUUUCAUCAACAGUGUGACCUUCAGAGGACUAGAAAUAAUCAAAAUGUUCACAUCCGUAAACGGUGAUAAAAAAUCCAGAUGAAGUUGAUGGAAGUGUUCGUAUAACUUUCACGUAGAGACAAAAUAUGGCGAACAACCCCUAUUUUCGUGGUCCAGUGAAUGACCUAGUUGCCGUAGAGCUGGAGGACCCACCUGAAGGCCCCCUUGACCUACCAGAACCAGGUGACCAGGCAGAGGAGGGCGAUGUGGAGGGACCAGGCGACCCAGGGGAAGAAGAGAGGGGCAUUUCAAUUCCACGUGGAUCUGAAGAUGAACCCCAGAGUGGUGAGGGUGUGGCCAGGGAGCCGGAGGGGGGUGGUCAGCAGUCCAGGCAGGGCAGUGAGCAGGCAGCUAGAGAGGAAGAAGAAGAAAGGAAUGCAGAGGGCAACAUGGAAGAGCAUGAAGAUGACCCCAACCAAGUCCUUCGUGAUGAAAGUGACUUCAUACAGAAUGUGUCCCAGUUCUUCAACCAAGAGGCGCUCAGUGAUGUCAUACUGACUGUGGGUGAACAAAGGUUCUAUGGCCACAAGUUUGUGCUGGCAAAGUCCAGCGAAGUGUUCAAGUGUAUGCUAUAUGAGAAACAAUGGCUAAGUGGUACCAGAGAUAGUGAAGUGGUGCUUAAUGAAAGUGUGGAGUGUGAGGAGGCAUUUGAACGUUUCUUGCAGUACCUGUACACAGCGAGCGUGUCAAUAAACCCAGAGAGUGCUGUGGGCAUACUGUGCCUGGCAGACAAGUAUGGAGUAGGGUCCCUAAAAGAAUUGGUUACAAAGUAUAUGGUUCAUCACUCUCGUAGUCCCAAAGUGACCAAUGCUUUAAACUGGUAUUCGUGGGCCAAAGCCUUAAACUUGACCGACCUGGUCCAGCAGUGCCAUGAGACUAUAACCUGGAACAUCGCAGAUAUCAUACAGUCCCCUGAUUGGCUGAUUAUGGAUUUGGAAUUUGUCUGCGAUAUUCUGCAGAGUCAUGAACUGAUCAUCAAGAAUGAGUUGAUGAUGUACCAUGCAGCUGAGCGCUGGUUGCUCAGUGAGAGUAAUAUUGCAAACAUCAGCGACAAUGCACAACAAAUGCUCCCCCUGGUGAGGUUCCCUCAGAUGAUGGUAAGGGAUUUGUUUGAAGUAGAGACGAGUGCACUGGCUAGUCAUGAAGAAUGUAAAGAUUUACUGAAAGACUUGCUCGGCCGUGCUUACAGGUUUCGAUCCCUGUGCCCAUCGCAGAGCACCCUUGGGGUAAGUUUUGCAGAUAUAUUUUACAUGCCUCGUGACUAUAUUGAUCUGCAGGUGGACAAAGUCAGCAUUCAGAACACACUCAGGUUCGGAAUACAGGUUGAUGUGCGCACUUACGUAGGCCCUGUGCCGAAUGAACAAAAAGAAGGGGAGUGGAAAAUUACAUAUCGAAAGAACAAUGACACCUGGUCUCUACAGUUGUACUGUCAUGAUUCGGCCAUGGUGAAUGGUGAGGCUAAGGUUCAGGCCACUAUUCUUAUACACAAUGAACAGGAGAAACCACUCCAAGUCCAGCGCACUGGAACAUUUGCAUGCUCUAGAGGGAACAGUUUGAACAUCCAAGUUACUCUGCAGGAUAUAGAGCCUUCUAAGAGCAUGGUGAUACUUAUCAAACCCAUAGCUGACUAAACUCAACCAGAAAUACAGGAUGAUCACAAUGCAAACUCUGUGUAUGUUGCCGUCCAGAGGCAUUAAGAACAUGAUGUUUAUCCUUAUUAAAGCAAUAUGAUGCAUUGUUAUAGGGUGCCUGACAUAAACUAACAUGCCAAAAUGACUAUAUUUUCAGCACAUAGCCAAACAUAGAGCACUGAAUGAGAAAAUGCAAUGAAACAAAAACAGUGUGAAACUGCUGUUGGAGUACUUUUACUGUUAUGUUAAACCACACAAUUUUUUACUGUUAGGUAAAUGUAACCAAUCAGAUAAGUUAUAUGUUGUUGCUUGCAGUUCCACGUUGUUUUCUAUUAGUGAAUAAGAUCAAGAAGAACAUUACUAUAAUGAGAUUUCACAUGGUUCUGAAAUACUGUUUAUGGAAGAAAAAGGUGGAAAUUUUUUGAUUAAGUGGAAUUUAGGGAACAAAAGGCACACUUUGCUAAAACAUUAUCAGUCCCAGAAAAAUUGUCCCAGUUCUCAUUUUUAAAGAAUUUGAAAGAGUAUUUUGGUAACAAGGCACAUUAAACUUUAAUAAUUGUAUUCUAUUCAAAGUGUCUAAAUUUCACAUAUCAUGAUAAAGAUGGUGAGAUGAUCUAUGUAGCAUCUUUACAUUAAUUUCACUGCUGACAUAUGAAAUUGUUCAUGGGUAGAGAUGGCAUGAGGUGCAGCCCACCAUGGGACUACAGACAGGGACCAGUAUUAUUGUCAGACAUUGUUUACUAUUGCCCUAUUUAUGUGACAGAGUUCCUGUUACCACUGUAAUGAUGUAAAUUAAAUAUUAUUUGUGCUGUACAUUGCUUUGCUAUCAGCUUAUCAGUGAUCAGAAGUGGAAUUUAUUUUUUGAAUAUGACACAAAAAGAAAUGAAAGAAAAACAAUGUCAUCUUAAGACGGUCUUUUAUAUUUUGUUAUAUUAUGACUGUUUAAUUAAACAUUCUUGAAACGUAAAAGUGAACAUUAGAAAGGGUCACAAUUUGAAAGAAUUUAAGACUCACCUUUUAAGGAAAUGACUUGUGUACUUACAUUAAAUUAUGUAUUGUGCAAUUGAAAAAGAAAACAGUUUAAUUUUGUUUUGUACCAUUGCUCAAUAUUAGUAUACUUAGUUUAUUAACUUUUCUCGCUAUUAUAAUAGAAAAUAUUUAUGUAUUUUAUAACUUAUCUGUAUUAAAGACUACAUGUUGUAUCCUUCACUGUAAA
Messenger RNA from Lingula anatina, 3110 nucleotides. Its product is annotated as BTB/POZ domain-containing protein 17-like. Gene Ontology annotation, molecular function: protein binding. Lineage: Eukaryota; Metazoa; Brachiopoda; Lingulata; Lingulida; Lingulidae. The record is from RefSeq and is a predicted model, not a curated record.